Molecule: messenger RNA, 1442 nt
Organism: Amphibalanus amphitrite
Lineage: Eukaryota; Metazoa; Arthropoda; Thecostraca; Balanomorpha; Balanidae
Exons: 3
Coding region: 1-372 (123 amino acids)
Source: RefSeq, a predicted model, not a curated record
AUGAGCGAGAGCAGCAGUAGCCUGGACGGUGGUCUCACUUGUUGGCCGGGUGUCGUCGUGUCGGCACUGAAGUCGGCUCCGUCCGCCACCACCGCCUCCUCAGCGGCGCUGCUGCUCAACUCAAACUCACAAACAACUGAGACCAUGCAGUUCCCGGCGCGACUUCUGGCGGUGUUCCUGCUGGCCGUAUUGGUGGCAGCGCUCUGUUGUGAGGCGCGGUACCUGCCCACCCGGUCAGACGAUUCCAACGUGCGGGCCAUCAAACAGCUUCUCACCGCGAUGCUGAACAAUGCCGAGCAGCAGCAGUACCCGUCGCGGCUGGACCAGCUGCCCAAGACGGUGCUGUUCUCGCCCAACGCCGGCUACGACUAGUGGCGGGCCGACACCUCGACCAACGUGUUUGACCUUCAAUGACCCGCCUUCGACAAGCACCGACCGCCUUCCGGCCGCCUGUGAAGACCAAACGCCCGGGCUGAGUGCCCUAAACGGCGGGCCCCGGGCUCGUGCAAAUCCCUGAGCGCGGCGGCCCUCCAGAUACCACGACGGCGGCAACAAGCGCAGCGCUGAGCCGUCUAAAUCUAACCCUGCUCCGGCCUGUAGUGGGUGACAUCACCAACAUACUGGCAGAUCUGUAACGAUUAGUUAACCCGUCCUGGUCGGUUCUCUCAACCUAUCAGGUGGCACAUUUUGGUAGUCUCAGACUGGGAUCUACCGCGUCGGCCUCUCUCAUGCCAGUCACGCGGAGCGGUGUAUUGAUGAUGAUGGGAAUCAUGAGCUCUGAGAUUCCGCACAGGUUAUUUACAGUCAGUGGGGCCACUGGUAUGGGAGAGGCUGUGAAAAGGCCAGCGAGCUGCGUCACUCUAUCACGAGAGGCUGGAUACGUGGUAGGGGAUGCAGUAAAGACGCUGCCGCCGUCUAAAGUUUGCUAAAAUUUCGCACUUCAGUUGGAAAGCUUAUCAUGUAUAGCGCUGGAGGAGACAUGCAACAAUAAACAGCUACACAGUGAUGCAUUGACAUUGUUCUGUUUGACAUUGUUGUGCAUUGUUUGUAAAUUGGCUGGUUGUUAUGCUUCACUCAGUUUGCCAACGUUUUAGUUGUCUAAUUCACAAAUCGGAGGACAAAGAUGCUACCAUGUAAAGUUGUGCCUACUUCAGCCAUCUUUCGCCCUUUGUGGUCUGAUCAGGUGGUCUCGGGUUCAGGAGCUACUGUCGAUCAAGUAAUAACACCGUCGUUUUACGUGUGUGUUGUGUGUUUAAUAUAUAAUAUACUUAUUAAAUGAUAUUACUAAACACACUAUUUCAUAGCCUGGCCGAAAGAGAGAGGCGGGAGCCAAGACAAUAUGACUAAAUGCAGCCUGCGCUGGUGUUUCCAACCGAACAAUGAGCCUGAUUGGGCUCAGAAGGUUAUGUGAGCGGAGUUUCGAAUACAUUUGAUGUUUGCUA